AGUCAUCGCAAGACAAUUUGUAAUAGCAAUGUUGGUUUUGGAUACUUGGCAAUAUUUCAUGCACAGAUAUUUCCACCACAACAAGUUCUUGUACGGACACUUCCAUUCCCAACAUCACAGGCUUGAGGUUCCCUACGCAUUUGGGGCAAUCUACAACCAUCCCGUGGAGGCAAUCGCCUUUGACAUAAUCGGUGGAGCCUUGUCCUACUUCCUCUUCGGCAUGUCCCCUCGAACUUCCAUGUUUUUCUUCUCUUUCGCCACCAUCAAAUCGGUGGAUGACCACUGCGGGCUAUGGCUUCCUGCCGGAAACCUCUUCCACAUCUUCUUCAGCAACAAUUCUGCCCACCACGAUGUCCACCACCAUUUUCAUGGUGGCAAGUACAGCUUCUCCCAACCAUUCUUCUCCCUGUGGGAUAGGAUUAGGGGAACGUAUUUGCCUUAUUCAGUUGAGAAGAGAGCCAAAGGAGGCUUUCAAGUUUGGCCCGUACAUAAACUAAAAGAGCACAGGAAUUAA
This is a messenger RNA of Theobroma umbraticum, 514 nucleotides long. NCBI's taxonomy places the organism in Eukaryota, Viridiplantae, Streptophyta, Magnoliopsida, Malvales, Malvaceae. The record is from RefSeq and is a predicted model, not a curated record.